This is a messenger RNA of Rhagoletis pomonella (apple maggot), 3354 nucleotides long. Its product is annotated as luc7-like protein 3. The coding region runs from base 256 to 1419 and encodes 387 amino acids. Gene Ontology annotation, cellular component: U1 snRNP; U2-type prespliceosome. The record is from RefSeq and is a predicted model, not a curated record. Gene Ontology annotation, biological process: mRNA splice site recognition. Gene Ontology annotation, molecular function: mRNA binding. Lineage: Eukaryota; Metazoa; Arthropoda; Insecta; Diptera; Tephritidae. The transcript has 6 exons.
CGAAGCAUCCCUAAUUCCCGAUCUGUCAUCGUGUUUGUAAAAUUCGGCUGCCAUUUAUAGUAGUUCUGCUGAAACAUUUUAAGUAAGAAAACUGCUGUUUUAAAGGAGUUUUACAUUAGAAUUACCCAAAAAAAACGCAAAAAGUGUAUAGCAAAGUUUCUUAAUAACUUUAUCAACAAAAGCCGCCUAUUCCAUUCUCGCAUUUGCGGCAUUGGUUUAGUUUUGUCAGCUAGGUACAUAAAAUAUAAUUGAACCAUGGUGGACGCUGCCCGUCAAAUGUUGGACGAGCUCAUGGGCCGUAAUCGAAAUUUACAUCCAUCGGAGGCGCCACGUAAAAUUAGUUGGGAUGAUCCUGAUUUUUGCCAAUACUAUGUUGUAAAAUUUUGCCCACAUGACCUUUUCAUAAACACUCGCGCGGACUUGGGGCCGUGCACACAAAUCCAUGAUGACGAGGCAAAAAGGUUGUACGAAGAAGCACGCCCAUCUCCUCGUAAGCGUUCUUACGAAGAUGAGUUCUUGCGAUUUUGCAACAACAUGUUAAAUGAUGUUGAUCGAAAAAUACAAAAAGGCAAACAACGACUCCAGCUCAUGCAACGCGAUCAGCCCAUACCCACCAUACCGCUUUCCAAGUACGAGGAACAGUUAAAUAAUAUGAACGCACGCAUAAAAAAGUUGCUAUCCGAAGCAGAAGAAGCUGGUAUUCGUGGGGAUGUUGAUCAGGCCAAGGACCUAAUGGCUCUGUGCGAGCAAUUGAAAGACGAGAAGGACGCACUAAUGGCGCAACACGAGCAACAUCAGCAGUUGCAUCAGCAGACAAAUGGCGCAAUGAAAGAUUCUAUUACAAACUCCCCACCGCAAAGCAUAGAGGGUGAAAAAUCACCGAAAAAUGAAGAGGGUGCUAGCACCAGUGGAAGUGAAAAGAAAAUACUACCGUGGAUGCAAGAUUUGGGCACUCUACCUGAAAAGCAAAUGGAAGUUUGUGAGAUUUGUGGAGCUUUUCUGAUUGUUGGUGAUGCGCAACAACGCAUCGAAGACCAUCUCAUGGGAAAACAACAUCUAGGCUACUCCCGCUUACGCAAGGCCGUAGAAGAAAUACACGAGCGUAGGCAAAAUGAUCGUGAAGAGGAGGAGCGCAAGAGGCGCGAAGAACGUGAACAACGCAGUGUACAGCGAAACGCUUUUGGUAAUCAUAAUGAUCGCAGGCGCAGCGAGCAUCACGAUCAUCGUGACCGCGACCGCGAACGUGAGCGUGAUAAUCGUGAACGUUCACGUGAUCACAGUAGCCGACACUCGGCCGACCGACACCGUCAUCAUCAUAAAUCAUCGCAUCGCAGACGUUCACAUUCGCGCAGCAGUCAUCGACGCAGCAGCCGGGAUCGUUAUAGCCGCAGCCGGAGCCGUAGUCACAGCCGCUACUAAUUACACACCAACAACACAAGUUCGUACGUGGCGGAUUGAGGUACUCCAAAAAAAAAAAGCAAACUAUAUAAACUUAAAAAUCUAGCCUAAUCUAAUAAAAGAAUACUCUCAAGUCGUAGAACAAGGCGGAGAGACAUUCAUGCACAUUGAAGUCGUUGCAGCGUAACUGCAACGCCGUGUCAGCGCAUGCUCUACCUAUGCGACUCCACUCUCAGCUGGCUUUAAUUGUCACAAAAUGCCACCAUUAAUUGCCGUAGGUUGCGUCAUUGUCAGAGUAUAAAAUCCGUUAAGUUGGCUGCGUCAUUUCGAGGUACAUUUGAAGCAAAAUUAAAAAAAAAAACUAAUAGAUUAAAAAUUAUGUUAUUGCAAGGUAGUUGGUUUUAAUUUUUGAGUUCUUUGUUUAACUUUUCAUAGCGUAAAUUCACUUACAAAGCGAUGAUAAGUGACUAUAGUCGAUCGCAUACAUAUAUACACGAGCGACUGAAUGUCCGCCCGAACCCAGUUUAGUAGCGACUACAAGACCAGUCCCCUCCGAACAAACUCGAUUACAAGGUACUUUUUGGAUUUUUUUCAAACAUGUAGCAUAAAAAAAACAUAACACUUAACUAAAUGACAAAACCAAAUCAAAAGAAGCAAAUUAAUACUCGUAUUUUUCGUACUGUAUGUUCUGGAAGUCAACAUUUGAAGAUUACCAUACCAAUAACGUUUGUAGAAUUUAAGUGACCCGCGUACGCAUUCGUUCGUACGCCAGUUCGUUACUUCGUACAAUACGCUCAAUAAACUACGCACACAUUCACCCACAUCGAGGUAAUUGUUUAAACAAAAACUGAAUUUUGCAAAUUGCGUCUUCAUUCUUAUUUAGUAGGAAAAAAAGAUUUUGUGUGUUGGGAAGUUAAAAAAGUAAUGUGGUGGAAGUAAAGGGAUUGAAGUUGAUGUGUGAUUUAGUGGAAAACUCAAUUUUUUCAUACCCGCUUUACAAAGAAAUCACCUGCGAAAAGACAGUGCAUCAAAAUGGAACUAUAAUCACAACGCCCUCUAAAAACAAUCACCAACUGCUUCCUUUGUUCCUGUAGUCCGCGUGACUUCAACCGCUGAGCCAGUCAUCAACAAAGAGUGAACUUAUUGCAGGUAACAGACACCUUCCAAAAAUCAACAUUUUUUUUCAAACACAAACAGCUGUGCACAGCAGACGAGCAAUUAUUUGCCCUAAUAAUAAAUAACAGAAACAACAGCCAAGUACUUAUAAUCCCCAACGACAACAGCCGUCAGCAACACCGUACACGUGAACAACCAAAGGCGCUUGGGCCGAGCCGGCAGCAUGCACGUUAGGCCGCGAUAUAGCCAAAAAAGAGGUGAAUUUUUAACUAUUGAGUUUAUGCUUGAGUUUUCUAAUGCGUAAUUUUAUAAACGAAAAAGAAAAGCAAACAAAUUGGCAAACGGUAAAUCGCUGCCAACUAAUUUAUCUACUUCAUUAUUUUUCUAAUUAUUGUAACUUUUUAACUUUUUUGCAAUUAAGCGCGAUUUUUACGUUAAAAAACAAUAUUUGAAUAUUUUUAAAGCGAAAUGAAUUAUUAUGAACAUGUAUUGUUACUGAUUGAACUGGUGUUGUUUCUCAUUUUGAAAUUUAAGUUUUCAAUUCAUAAUUUAAAGUACUUAUUAGAGGCAAAUCAAAUCAGCAUAUUGCGCGAUUUUUAUAUGAAAAAUUACAAAAAAGUUAAAAAGCUAAACAACUUGUAACAAAAUAUUACACAUGUAGGCGCUUUUCUCGUUGUACAAAAUGACCGUUUACUUAUUAAAAAAAAAAAAACCUGCGCAGGCAAAAGCAAAAAAGAAUUACCCGGCUUCGUAGGUAUUAAUUAAAGUAGCGGAGUAAUUUAUCAAAUACAGCUGGUUACGAAAAUUUUCAAUAAAAUAUGCGAAUUCGAAGCAAAAACA